Molecule: messenger RNA, 5755 nt
Organism: Amoebophrya sp. A120
Lineage: Eukaryota; Dinophyceae; Syndiniales; Amoebophryaceae
Source: the annotation of a GenBank genome assembly
AGGACCUUUCAUUUUCCGUGAAAUUUUAAUUUGCUGAGACUGAUAGUAGUAGUACUAGCACGUAUGAAAUUUUAAUGCCCACACUUCGCUUUCUGCCUUAGCGCAUGGCAGACUCUCACGACCUCUUUAUUGUGUAGUUGCAGUGCGUAGUUGCCCACAUCGUUUACGCUCUGUCGAGAGCACACCAGAAGAUAGAACCAGAACUCGUGCGAGUCGCAUGAGUGAGAUACGCGAAGACGAGAUGGGUUUGCUUUUGUCGGGCCGCAUUGAUCCUAUUUGGUGCAAAUACGCAUCCAAUGCUUUCUCACGGUACAUACUACUCCUCGUGCAGCAGCUACCUGCGCGGAAAAAAUUAUUGGAUUUCUGCUGACCGAGAUGAAAUAGAACGAAAUCGUGGAAAAGUCUAGAAUGUAGCUCUAGUAAAACGAGAGAUUACUGCUCACUUCGGUUCCCGAGACCUUGCAGCAAAGAAAGUACUAGAUCAGUGAGCAAAGCAACACCCAAAAUGCCGCCUACAUCUCCUUCCUCGCCGUCGGCAAAUAAACCCACGGCACUCGCUCGCGGCACAGCAUCCUCUACGACUACCUCGAAGCCGCAAAAUGAAACGAUCCAGGUACAACCAUCCUCCCCCUCCAAACCGAAGAAAAAAGUGGCAGUAAACACGGGUGGCAACCCUGUCCAAAAACUCAUGCACCUCGCGAUCUACGAAUACCGACUCGCGUCGGUCAUUUGCUUCCUCUGCUUCGCGCUGCGCACGGGUCUCAUUCUUCUCUCCAGCAUUUAUUACUACGUGGUCGAGCAAUUUUACCUGGAACAAAACUUUACAACGCUCGCGAGAAACAACUUUCCGCUGUUCUCGCUUCUUUUAAUGGCGGCUUUCCUGAUUUUUUACCUCUUCUUCGCUGUCUUCGCCGUUCCCUACUACCAAAAAUCCAAGCCGGCGGAGAUCUACGCGACCAGAUUCAUGCGGGAACACUACGUGAAAUUUUUACCAAACUCCUUCCACGCCGGCCCCCGACCGCCGAUUUGGUGUUUCCACCCGCUGUUGCAAUUUCUGCCGUGGAUGCUGCAGAAUGGAAUCCACGGGAAGUAUUUCCAACCGGCCCGGGAGGUGCAUUAUGUUCGGUCGUUCGAUCUCGAGAAUAAAGAACUAGACGAGAACGGGGAGGAGCGAACAGAGGGGGAUGGAGUGAAACGAAAUAUGGCGCACAACUUGAAGAUCGUCGUGAUUCCGCCGUUUGCAGCAGGAACAAAGGAAACUGGAGGAAUAAACACAGGAGGAGCAGCAGCGGAUCGAAAUCAACACAGUAGUAGCUCGUCCCGGUCAUCAAGAACGAAGCCCACACUUACCCUCCCCGAUUCCGCCCCGAUCGUCUUCAUCCUGCCCGGGUUGGCGUGUGACGCGGAAGAUUUGCCCGGGAUCCACCAAAUCCUCUACGCAAAUCACCGCGGGUACCGGGUGGUGGUUUUGGAAAGACGGGGGCAGGGACAAGGGUUGCUCGAAUCCCCGAGGUUCAACAUUUUCGGGGACGUUUUUGAUUUAGAGAUCGCUUUCAACCACGUCGUGAACAAUGUGUUGCCGGACAAAACCGUGGAGAAAUUCUGUAUCGGGAUCAGCGCUGGCAGUGCGUUGCUAGUCACCGCGAUGGGGAAGUUUGAUAGACGGAGGAGGGAACUGGAAGCGGUGAUGCAGAAGAACGCGGGCGCGCUGCAAGUACAGCCGCAAGAUGUUGAGCAACGUUCUGGGCUUUCUUCUCUAGGAGAAAGUCGUGGAAAUAAAGGAAAUACGAACCGCAGCAUUACCAGUUUCGACAGUGCAGCUUCCUUAGUCUCUACAGCCACCGGAAGUAGUUUUAAUUCUGGCGAUGUUCACGGCAGUUCUUCUAUUGCAGUGAAAAAUGCCCGCAACCUGAAAGUUGAAAUAAUUUGUGAUGCGAAGUUUUCAAAUGAAAACUUUUUGUCAUGCAUGCAAGGACUGUGAAUCCAAUCUUUCUGAUGCAGAGUCUGAGGCGUAUAUAGCAUCGCGCGCAUGACAAACGCCGCUCUUGCUGGGAUCUUUUGCAAUACAAAUUUUUGCUAUUCACGAUUGGAAAUCUGUGAUGCUGAUAGAUGCAAGAGGGCGAAGGUUUCAUUUGGAAAGGUUUGCAAUGCAAAUGCUCCCAAGUUCGGGGGUGGGGGCAUUUUUCUUUGUAAUAUCUUCCGCAAGCAGCUCUACUUCCUCCUCUUCCAACAUAAGCAGCAGGAGCAAAUCGCAAUUGAAAAUGGGCAGAGGGUCCCCUGCAGUAUUAAUCCCGAAUGAAACCGCGAAGAAUUUGAAUUUCGUCAAACCUAUCCCCCCACCCAAAUUCGACGCCGGGUGCGCAUUGUACCCCGGCUUUGACAUCGCCCCCGGCGGCUGUUUGACCCAGUGCAGUCCGCUGUUCGACUCGAUUCUGGUCAACGGCGUGCAGAGCUACUUCCUGAUCCGAAAUGAGAAAAUUCUGCGCGAGUUCGAUAACGAGGCGUAUAUGCAUUGCAGAUAUGUCUGGGUCUGGAAACUUGUCUUGCUGGGUGGCGUAUCAUGAGGAAACCACAAGUGCUGGCUCAGCAUGACACGUUUCUGAGCUUCUAGGUGUUGCCUAUUCUCCAUGACAGACUGCGUUUCUGCAUGACAGAAAAGCGGGGCUCUUGGGUAACGUGCAUGACAGAUUUCAGAGUCAUGCUAGACAAGCAUUACAAACAUGCACUCCUCCAGACCCAGACAUUUUUGCAUUUGAUAGCGUACGAAGAAGCGAUCAACGCAAACAGCUUCGAGGAGAUCGUGGACGCGAUGUGCGUCUUAUGAACUGCAAAAGUGUCGUACUCGUAUAAAUGCAUGACAAAUUUCCUCAGCAUGAGAAAUAAAAUUUGUAAUGCGGAUUUGCGUUAAGAACAAAACUUGUAUUGCAUGACUGCAAUGCGAGUGCGAUACUUUUGCACAGGAUACGUCUUCGCGGGCUACAAAUCCGGCAGGGAGAAAUUUGACGAGAACGAAAACCCGGUGAGAUUUUUCCCAGACAUCACGGAAACGCCGAUUUUGACGGUGAUUGGGGAGGACGAUCCAAUCUCGAACGUGAAAAAUUUCAAGACGAUAAAACGGGGUAGUUUGCACGAAAACUUCUGUGAUGAGAAAACUAAGUGGAAGAUAAAGGAUUCGGGGUUUGGGAAGACGAAUAAAGAGCACAUUGAAACAUCGGAGGAUGUGCAGGAAAACCCAUGGAUCGUGGUGGUGGCGCAGUCUAUCAUACGAAAAAAGUGUUUCACUGUAAGGAUUUUGUAAGUUGUGCAUCACAAGUUUGUUACACAUGACACGGAAAAUUUGCCAUGCGUGCUUUCCAAGGGAAAACAGGCUUGAAACUCCGAUGUGUUGCAGGUGUGGCAAGACAAACACUUUGGUGCUUCGUUCUCUGCAUCACAAGUUCACAGUGAAACAGUUUUUUCUUGCGAUACAGUCGGGGUCGCACUGCCCGAUGCUGGACGGGAUGUUCUGGCCGUUUCGGAAAGUAUGGCGUUCCCAAACGUUACAUUCUCAACUGUGUUACAUGAUUUGUCAUGCCGAAUGACCAUGAGCCGCAAGAGGACUAUCAAGCUGCUUCGCGUGACAAAUUGUCGAAGGGCUAAACAGCAUCUAAAUCCGUGCCAAAUUUGUAAUGCAAGACUUGCAAGCUUUCCCCUUUUGUUCCUAUUGCUGUUUUUGCAUUACAAAUCCAUGGAACGGUUGAGAAUGUAACAAUUGAGAACGCCAUAAAAAGAGACGAAGGGUUUAGCAUGCUGGUCCGACAAAGCGGUGUUCGACUUUUUUGACCGGAGGAGGGAAGUGUUGAAAGAGGAAGAAAGAGGAAGGCAAGAAAAUGCUAAGCGGUAAGUAGCCGGUGCGUUGAACAAUUUGCAGCUGGCAUUUCUUCUUGUUUACUUAUCUGAAGACUAAAGAAGUGCAACUAAAACACGACUACAUGGAUGAUUUGUAAAUUGCAAAAAUUUUUGUUGCCAAGAGACACAAUAACAGCAUCUUCCAUUUCACAAACUCUACUUUUGCACACAGUAAAAAUCGUGCGGGCGACUCGUACAAACGCUGAAAGCGGGCAGCCGCUGAAAGCGGAGGAGCCGCUGGAAGCGGAGAGCCGCUGAAAGCCGGCAACCGGUGACAGCGGGCCACCGCUGAAAACGCGAAUCCGCUGAAAGCGGGCCACCGCUUGCAGCGGGCAAUCACUAAAGCGGCCAAUCAGCCACUGAGGGCGGGCAACCGCUGGAAGCGAGCGGACAACCGCUAAAAGCCCUGGCGUGGUUCCCCGCGUUCCGCGUUUCCCCGCUUCCAGCGGUUGUCCGCUUGCUGCGAGGGGUUUAUCGGUGGGGCCUGCUGAGACUCGACCACCCCCGACGGCGGCAGCGUGCUGCCGUCUGUCUCCCCCUGCUUGUUCCUACGGGGCCCCAUAUUUGGGCAGAGACAGAAGCGGGCGGUCUACGCCAAUAACCUAGGGCGCGCAAGUGCCACCGACGUCGUGGUGUCCUGGAUAAAGACGGAGGCUGUGACUGCACCCCGAAGCUGCGAGAGCCAGAACAAACGCAGUAGCAGGAAAGUGGCGCCUGCUAUUCCUUAGUAGAAGUAGCAGCGCUGAAGCAAAGCGCAGUCGCUUCCUUUGCAUGGAAUAGAGCUUCCGGAAGUACAAACCCAGAAGCAGAAAGUAGAAAAAAUAGAAAGCACAAACCGCGUUGAAUAGUAGCAGGAGCGGAAAUUACGGUCGCACAGAUAAAGACUAGAAAGCCCACGCGUCUGCUUUUGGGGUUUCGGCGCUUUCCGCUGCCUUUGCAAGGCAAAGCUGGGGCUUUUUACCGAAUGAAACAACGUAGCCCGGGGGCGGACGGGGGAGAAGAGUGGGUCGACCGGUUGAGGACAGGGGAAGAGGACCGGGCCGGCCCGCCGGGUUCCGCCGGUGAUGUGGUUGAGUUCUCAUCCGGCCGCCGGCCCGAUAGGAACUCAACCGCGAAGUUCCAGAUUUAGUUUGUUACCCCGCUCUAAAUUAAUUGCAAAAAUUUUUGUUGCCAAGAGACACGACAAUAACAGCAUCUUCCAUUUCACAAACUCUACUUUUGCACACAGUAAAAAUUGGUCUCGAAAAUAAAUGCGGACGGACCGUCAUUGAAAAUGUGAAGCUUGAAAUUUUGAUCGCAUCAAGAUUUUCCACCUUGGGCAAUAAAGCAACUAUCACCUGACUCUACUCCUGCGACAUGUUUCUGUUUGCAAUAGGGAGGCUGAGGCAAUACAUCCAGUAGAAAUCUAACGAAACAGAAAGCAACAGCUGCAAGAAAAAUCCUAGAUUUCCACUUUUCAGUUCUUUAGACUGAUUUAUGAUUUCGCAUCCACUCCCAUCGAGGAGUCCGAGUUGCAGCUACUUUCUGCCUCAUCUUGACUAGUGAUCACAUGAGCACUCAUCUUCUAAGAGAGCCUACUACUACAAUCCUAGCUGGCGGCUGCACCAAACGCAAAAAUACUCUGGUGAAUAUCAAUAGAAUUGUAUCAUUGAAGCCGAAAGCUUUCUUGCAGCUUGCGGUUCAGCAUAUUUGCGCAUUUCUGCACUUCCAAAAACCUCGACUCAUAAUAUGGGAAACUUUUUCAAUUCCGAAUGGCGUUUGGUUUAUUUUCCACGCCUGCGGGGCACAAAUUCAAAUAUGAAUAUCACAAUUUUACGCCUCCAUGCAGUCUCGUGCACGGCUACGUGUCUGCAUCUGAUAACAAAAC